Messenger RNA from Enterobius vermicularis (human pinworm), 384 nucleotides. Lineage: Eukaryota; Metazoa; Nematoda; Chromadorea; Rhabditida; Oxyuridae. The record is from the annotation of a GenBank genome assembly.
GAUAAACUAAGUGGAGCUGACGGUGAAGGUGGUGAAAAAACAGAAACAGGCGAAGAUCCAGAGGUUGUAGCAGCUAGAUUAGAGCAAGAAGAAAGGCGUAAGGAACGACAUCGUAAGAUGGAAGCUGAAAGAGAAAAGAUGCGUCAAAAUAUUCGUUCAAAAUACAAUAUUCAAAAAAAAGAAGAUGGCCUUCCGUUUGAUAUGACUGCCGGACGAAUUGGCACAGGUGUCCGAAAAACACCGGAAGAGAUCAACAAAGAAAUGGGAGAAGAAGAUGACGGAAUAAUUGGACAGCUCGGAUUAACCGAACAGGUUGAGAAGGCAAAAACUGCUGUUUCCGGUGCAUUGGAAGCUGUUAAAGGAUUUUUACCUUUUGGUAAAUAA